Messenger RNA from Penicillium paradoxum, 852 nucleotides. RefSeq names its product bZIP transcription factor. The record is from RefSeq and is a predicted model, not a curated record. The transcript is spliced from 3 exons. Gene Ontology annotation, biological process: regulation of DNA-templated transcription. The coding region runs from base 1 to 852 and encodes 283 amino acids. Lineage: Eukaryota; Fungi; Ascomycota; Eurotiomycetes; Eurotiales; Aspergillaceae. Gene Ontology annotation, molecular function: DNA-binding transcription factor activity.
AUGCAUCGCUCUCCAUAUGAUGGCCGUUCCGGCUCCCGUGGCAGUCACAGCAACAGCAGCGCAUUCAGUCCCAACGCCAACCCAAAUGAAGACUGGACGAAGAUCUCCGACCUCGCGGAGCGCCGGCGCAUUCAGAACCGCAUCGCCCAGCGCAACUAUCGCAAGAAACUAAAGCGCCGCUUGGAGGAUCUCGAGAGACGGGCUGCCACAUCCGCUUCCCCAGAACAGUCACACGCCGAGCCCGUGUCUCCCAAGGCCUCUCCCAAGACUCGAACCAAGCCGCGCACCAAGGCUACAGAUGUCAAGCCGCACUCGCAAUCAGACCGAGCGGCUUCGUACGACUACUAUUCCCCCGAGGACCGCCAAACUAUGUUCGCCCAGCAAUGUACUCGCCAGCUCUCCGCCUCUCCCCCACCCGUCUUCUCCUACCCAUCUAUGUCCCCAUAUGACACCUACCGGCAAUCCGCCUACGCUCAGUCCCCCAUCUACCACACCGCACCCAGCACAUACAGCGAAAUCGCCUAUCAAUCCGAAUACGGCGAGGCCGUCCCGUCCCUGGUGCCCGUCCUCCCAUCGAUGCAACCGCGCAAAAUGGCCUACGACGAAGACCUGAUCAGUCCCUUCAGCAUGAGCUAUGCAAACAUGGCCGGGAUCGAGCUGUGUCAACAAGCGCAGACGCAGUCGCAUCAGCCAUCUACCCUGCCGAUGCCAGCACUUGCAUACAGCUACGACCAGCGAGCCCCGUCGACAUCCCCCGAGGCAUCUAUUUUCACAUUCCCGCUGACGCCGGAAUCAGUGCCUUGCUCGCCUCGCUCGAUGCAUGGUCUGUACGAGUACGAUCUACGGCCGUGA